This is a messenger RNA of Pristis pectinata (smalltooth sawfish), 4472 nucleotides long. It is a transcript of the gene sbk1, whose product is annotated as SH3 domain binding kinase 1. The record is from RefSeq and is a predicted model, not a curated record. Gene Ontology annotation, molecular function: ATP binding; protein serine/threonine kinase activity. The transcript has 4 exons. Gene Ontology annotation, biological process: peptidyl-serine phosphorylation; peptidyl-threonine phosphorylation. Bases 381 to 1562 code for a protein of 393 amino acids. Lineage: Eukaryota; Metazoa; Chordata; Chondrichthyes; Rhinopristiformes; Pristidae.
GUGUGGCGGAGCGCAAUGUGAAUGAGCGGUGCCCGGGACAGAGAGCGGAGCGGAGCGGCUGUGGUGCCACGGGGGCAGCGGCAUGAGGGUCGGCAUCAGUCCUGCAGCCACCAGCGAGGGCAGAGGCUGAAGUUUGUCCCAGAGAGAUCGGCAGCAGGGACUGGGCAGCGGGCAGAGAGGGGACGGAGCGGACAAAGGAGCGCGGCUGGGACCCUGGCGGCGGGUGAGGCGAGGGGUGCGCGGGCACUCUCGCAGCCACGGUCCGCCCCAGGGAGGCACCCCCUCACUUCCAGCUGGGCAACAGACAGGAGAGGCUGGACGAGCCGAGGGAGCGGGAGCAUGUGGAGGAGGCUCGGGUGUCCAGGAGCUGCAGUGUUAGGAUGAACGUUUGUGGAAGCGAACAGGAACCGACUCGAAGCCUGUACACCAUGGUGGGCAUAAGUGACGAUGUGCAGGGCUUGACCGUGCGAAGCCUGUCCACGUCGGACAUCCACAAACACUAUGAUUUCAUUCGAGAGCUGGGCAAAGGAACGUACGGCAAGGUGGAGCUCGUCAUUCACAAAGUCGCAGGAACCAAAAUGGCUUUAAAGUUUUUGAACAAAAAUAAAACGAAGCUGAAGAAUUUCCUGAGAGAGUAUAGUGUUACCAACAACCUCUCCUCCAACCCUUUCAUCAUCAAGGUCUUUGACGUUGUCUUUGAGACGGAAGAUUGCUACGUGUUUGGCCAGGAGUAUGCUCCAGGAGGCGACUUGUUUGACAUCAUCCCUCCCCAGGUGGGUCUGCCGGAAGACACGGUGAAGCGCUGUGUUCAGCAGUUGGGUUUGGCCAUUGACUACAUGCACAGCAAAAGCCUGGUCCACAGGGACAUCAAACCAGAAAAUGUGCUCCUGUUUGAUAAAGAGUGCCGACGGGUCAAGCUGUCUGACUUUGGGAUGACUCGCAAGGUAGGCUGCAGGGUGAAGCGUAUCAGUGGCACCAUCCCUUACACUGCUCCCGAGGUCUGCCAGGCCAACAGGACUGAGGGCUUUCUGGUGGAUUGCAGUAUUGACAUCUGGGCUUUUGGUGUCCUGAUCUUCUGCAUGCUGACUGGAAACUUCCCCUGGGAGGCUGCCAUGCCAUCUGACAUCUUCUACGAAGAGUUUGUGCGGUGGCAAAGGGGUCGCCUGAGUGGGUUUCCCUCACAGUGGAAAAGGUUCACAGAUGGGGCCCUCCAGAUGUUCGAAAGGUUGCUGGCUGUCGAUCCUGACAAAAGAUGUUCCGUCAAGGAGGUCUUUUAUUUCCUGAAAUGUGACUUGAUGGUAGAAUUGAGGAGAAGGGCUUCUUAUCGAUGUAGAACCCACUCCUCUGAUAAAUCAGCUCUGUCGGCACACAAAUGUGAGGGAUCAGCUCCCAAUAUGCCCACACCUUUAAGAAGAAGCCUCCUGUCAGAAGCACCGGGGUCCAGAUUCACGCCCACAUCAACUGAGUCGAGUUCGCAAACAUCUGGGAGCAGGAUGGACGGAAGACAGGACAAGAGCAAAGGCCGAAUGAUUAGUGCUACAGCAAUUGAAAUCUGUGUUUAAUCUUCUGAUCCACUAGUAGGUGUGCACUGGUAUAAAGAGUUAGUGUGCUAGUAUUUUCAGUCCUUGGAUGCUAGUGGGUCCUUCUUCAAAGACACCAGAAACUUGUAAUGUAGUGAAACGAUCUAGACGGACUCACUUGAGUUGUGUCUUGUGCAGAAAGCCCCACAGCCCCAGGUCUACAGUCUGCUUCAAAGGUGCAUUCUACUUUUGGGUGAGUGUGGCAAAGGGUCGGGGAUGGGGUUGGAAAACUAGACCUCAAUUAAACAUACGAUCUCUGGGACCAAUAUUUAAACCCAGUUCAUGGAUUAAAAAUACUGUGUUUUGGCUCUGAGGGUCCAACUUCAGACGUACUGAUGCCGGUUUGGUCCAGCCACUACUUAACCUUGAGUCUGCAGCACAAUAUGGUCCCGGUCUUAGCCAACAUUCUUCAAAUAAACCUCAUGAAAAUUAAUUACGAGGGGAAUCACAGCUGAGUCCACUCCCUGACGCAAACGUGCAUGGUCUUCUCAGAUGGUUGACAGUGAGCAGGAGAGGGGAGAUCCAUCACACAACGGGCAGGUGGAGCCAUCUGGUCCAUGUGGAUCAGUGACUCACUGCUUUACUCAUGAGAAGCUCUUAGGAAAGGCUUAAACCACAGUGUGUUACUGAUUACCCUGAACAUCAUUUUUGAAAACAUACAAAUUAUUAACAGCCCUGAAAUAGGGCAUUUGGUCCAAAUGCCCCAUCAGCGAGCCUCCUCCCAUCUUUCUUCAUCUCCCUCUAAGAGCAUAUCACAUUAUUUUCCUCAUGUCCUUUAUUGUCUGAAUUGCAUCUCUGUUAUCUGGCAAAAACACUCUGGGGCAGUGAGUUCCACAUUCUAACUACCUGCUGGAUAAGUAUUUUACUUCUGAGAGUUUUUGCUGGAUUUACUAGUCAUUACCUGAUGUUUACAGUCUCUCACCCUGGUCUCAGCUACAUUGAAAAGCGUUUCCCUUUCACUGUUUUAAGUACUGAUGGCACUGAAGCAGGCAGUAUAAUGGAAAGUGAAGAAGGUUAUCAAAAAUUACAGGAGGGGGUCUUGAUCAGCUGGGUAAGUGGGAGUUGAAUUCAGAUGUGUGAGAUGUUAAAUUUUGGAAAGUCAAAUCAAGGUCGGACUUUCACAGUGAAUGGAAGGGCCCUGGGGAGUGUUGUAGAACAGAGGGACCUUGGAAUUCAGGUACCUGAUUCCCUGAGAGUCACAGGUAGACAGGGUGUUGAAGAAGGCUUUUGGCACACUGGCCUCCAUCAGUCAGGGCACUGAGUACAAAAGUUGGGAGAUCAUGGUGCAGUUGUACAAGACACUGGUGAGGCCACACUUCAAGUAUUGUGUUCAAUUUUAGUCACCUUGCUACAGGAAAGAUGUUAUUAAACUGAAAAGAGUGCAGAAUAGAUUUACAAGGAUGUUGUCAGGACUUGAGGGACUGAGUUAUAGGGAGACAUUGGACAGGCUAGGGAGUGUAGGAGAUUGAGAGGUGAUCUUAGAGGUGUAUAAAAUCAUGAGGGGCAUAGAUAGGGUGAAUCACUCAGUCUUUUUCCCAGAGUUGGGGAACCAAGAACUAGAGGGCAUGGGUUUAAGGUGAGAGGGGAAAGAUUUAAUAGGAACUUGAGAGGCAAUUUUUUUUACUCAAAGGGUAGUAUGUAUGUGGAACGAGCUGCCAGAGGAAGUGGUUGAGGCAGGUACAACAACAACUUUCAAAAGUCAGUUGGACAGAUACAUGGAUAGGGACGGUUUUGAAGGUUAUGGGCCAAAUGCUAACAAAUAGGACAAGCUUGGAUGGGCAUCUUGGUCAGCAUGGAGCAGUUGGGCCGAAGGGCCUAUUUCCGUGCUGUAUGAUUCUAUGACUUUGGUAGAUCAUCACAAUUUUUUUCCUAAGGGCGUUACCUUGGAAUAAUUUUCACCACAGUAAGGUGUUACAAUUGGUAAUUCUUUUACUCACUUUCCCACUCAUCUCGUCUCUGCUGGGCUGUCGGUUGAGAUGGCAGGAUGCUUGUCUUGGAGUUUCCUCAGAGAGGGAGUAAUCUUGGUUUAGUGUGUAUAAAGGUGUUACUGUAUUCAGCCCCAUGGUUAAUUUUUCCCAGUGUCGACCCUUCUAUUUUGGCUCUUGAUCUCUGUAAGAAAUAGAAUUCUAAAAUCCCAUCAUGAUAAUGGCAUGGAAGAGAGUAAUUCAGCCGAUUGAGCCCAUACCAUCUCUACGUAAAAGCCAUCUGGUCAGUCUCACACCACACCCUCUCCCCUAAACCCUGUUAAUUCCCUCUUCUCAGAUAUUCUGGUCCGUUCUAAAUGCUACAGUUGAAUCUGCAUCAACUACCACCCCAGCAGUCAAUUUUACUCUAUUGCACAAUCAAUGGUUUUAAAAAGGAUUUGUGUCACUUUGGUUCUCUUGCCAAUCACUUUCAUUUGAUGUUGCCUUGUUUUUAACCUCUCCAAUAGUGGGAACAGUUUCUCUCCAUCUAUUCUGUACUGUUCAUGAUAGUAAAUAUCUUUAUCAGAUCUCUUUAUAAUCUCCUAAACCCAGUUUCUCCAGUCCAUCACAGAACUAAAGUCUCUCGUCCCUGGCUGCUUACUUCUCCCUCCCACCUCCCCCACUCUCCUACCUUCCCCCUCUCACCUGGACUCACCUAUCACCCAAACUCACCUAUCACCUCCCUGCAUGUACUCCUCCUCCUCCCCCGACCUUCUUAUUCUGGCUUCUGCCCUCUUCCUUUCCAAUCUUGAUGAAGGGUCUCAACCUGAAACGUCGACUGUUUAUUUCUCUCCAUAGAUGCUGCCUGACCUGCUGAGUUCCUCCAGCAUUUUGUGUGUGAUGCUCCAGAUUCCAGCAUCUGCAGAAUCUCUUGUGUGUCAUCCCUGGAAUCACUAUGGUAACUCUUUCUGCACCCUCUCUAAAGCCU